AUGUUACAAUUGAACCGUAUAAUCUUCUCUCUUCUCGUCUCAAGUUUUGUCUUUGAUCAAACUUUUUCAGCCCCGACCAAUUAUUUAGAGCACCAAACCAAACAGCUUUUGACUAGAGAUCCCUCAAAGGGUUAUGGUUUUGCAAUUGAUGAAACUGAAGGAACUCAAGAACCUCAAGAACCGGGCCUGAACAGACGCAACGUUGACGAGUUGAGCGUACCAGCGACACUCGAAACUGCCGAUGGGAAAACCACUAGUGCUACAGAAUCCGCUGUAGAACAUACAGUAGAUGAUGUACCGGAAAUGAAAGGAGAUGACCAUCUCGCCGGAAACACCGAAAAUCAAAUGCAAAAGAGGGAUACUCAAGACGUUUCCGAAGCUGAGACUGAUAUGAAGACGGAAAAGGAUGAAGUUGAAGAAUAA
This is a messenger RNA of Melampsora larici-populina 98AG31, 423 nucleotides long. RefSeq lists its product as uncharacterized. Bases 1 to 423 code for a protein of 140 amino acids. The record is from RefSeq and is a predicted model, not a curated record. The transcript has 4 exons. Lineage: Eukaryota; Fungi; Basidiomycota; Pucciniomycetes; Pucciniales; Melampsoraceae.